This is a messenger RNA of Euleptes europaea (tarantolino), 2487 nucleotides long. RefSeq names its product rabenosyn, RAB effector (gene RBSN). The transcript has 11 exons. The record is from RefSeq and is a predicted model, not a curated record. Bases 27 to 2414 code for a protein of 795 amino acids. Gene Ontology annotation, molecular function: metal ion binding. Lineage: Eukaryota; Metazoa; Chordata; Lepidosauria; Squamata; Sphaerodactylidae.
UCUGGCUUUUGAGUCCCUGGACCGUCAUGGCAGCAAGCUACACCCCUCCAUUUGAUGACCCGGGGGAAGUGAGAGAGGGCUUCCUGUGUCCCUUGUGUCUGAAGGAUCUGCAGUCAUUUUAUCAGCUUCAGUCUCAUUAUGAAGAAGAGCAUUCUAGUGAAGACAAAGAUGUCAAAGGACAACUCAGAAAUCUGGUCCAAAAAGCUAAAAAGGCGAAGAAUAAGCUUUUGAAACGAGAAGAUGACCGAAGUGAUGGGGUUCCUCAGGAGCGGUAUGAAUCUUACAGCUAUGGUGGAGUGGACCCAUACAUGUGGGAACCCCAGGAAUUAGGUGCUGCAAGGAGCCAUCUCUCUGACUUCAAGAAGCACAGAGCAGCCAGAAUUGAUCACUAUGUUGUGGAAGUCAAUAAAUUAAUAAUCAGGUUAGAGAAGCUGACUUCCUUCGACAGAACCAGCACCGAUUCAGCAAAGAUAAGAGCAAUAGAGAAGUCUGUCGUGCCUUGGGUCAAUGAUCAAGAUGUGCCAUUCUGUCCAGACUGUGGUACUAAGUUCUCCAUUAGGAACCGACGUCAUCACUGCCGCCUUUGUGGGUCUAUCAUGUGCAAGAAGUGCAUGGAACUUGUCAGCCUUCCCUUUGCGAAUAAGCUCACCACUGCCAGCAAGGAGGCCUUGGCCUCUCAUACAAGCCCAAACUGUUCACCCAACAGUGUUCACGGCUCUCGCCGCGGCAGCAUUAGUAGCGUGAGCAGUGUGAGCUCAGUCCUGGAUGAAAAGGAUGACGAUCGAAUCCGGUGCUGCAGGCACUGCAAAGAUACUCUGCUCAAAAGGGAGCAGCAGAUUGAUGAGAGGGAGUACACCCCAGACAUUGUGAAACUGUAUGAGAAACUCCGACUUUACAUGGAAAAAGUUGAUCAGAAGGCCCCGGAAUAUAUAAAGAUGGCAGAAUCAUUGAAUUCUGGGGAGACAACCUACAGUCUUGAAAAUGCUAAUGAUCUGAGGAUGGAGGUGCAAAAAAUGUAUGAGCUAAUAGAUGCUUUAAGCAAGAAAAUUCUAACUCUGGGCUUGAAUGAAGAGUCACAGCCUCACCCCAGAACAUUACAGCUUCAGAGAAUGAUCCGAUAUUCAGCAACACUUUUUGUGCAGGAAAAAUUGCUUGGUCUGAUGUCCUUACCAACCGAAGACCAAUAUCAAGAAUUAAAAGAGAAAAAGAAACAAGAGAUGGACAGAAAACUACAGAUGGAAAGACAGGCAGCAUUUGACUCACAGAGAAGACUGGAAGAGAGGCACGUCGAUUUUGUUUCCAGAUCCUUGGCAGCAUCCAAUGGAGAGAUUUCCCAGCCAAAAAGGGUUGCAGUGAAGAAAGCUGAAGGUUGGUUACCCACUGCCAGCAUAUCUCGCCAGCAGGAAUGUGUAGACCCGCUUCUUCAACAGAUUGAUAACAUCACGUCCUUCAUUAAGCAAGCAAAGGCAGCAAAUCGUCUCGAUGAAGUCCGGAUGUUGCAGGAGAACCUGCGGCAGCUACAGGACGAGUAUGAUCAACAACAAACCGAAAAAGCCAUCGAGCUCUCCAAAAGGCAGGCUGAGGUGGAGGAGAUGCAGAGGGAACAACUGCAGAUCCUUUGCGAAGAGGAAUGGGAGAGGGAGCAUAAAAAGAAAAUGUCUCAGCACUCAAGGACACGCUCCCUGGACUUCAGAGAAAUGAAGCACAAUAAGUUAGAGAUAGCACCAGAUAGCCUAAACCAAAUAGCACAUGCUUUGGAUCUAGAGACUACUGUGAGCCCAAGUAACCCAGGCUGUAAAGCAUCUUCUCCAAGUAGAAGUGACCAGCUGCCAUCUGUUGAGAGCCCAGCCUUCUCUGGCCAGCCUUCAGAAGCCCAAGAACACAGCAGAGCAACUGAGCAAAAUAAGACUGUUGCACUAAACCCCUUUGAAGAGGAGGUAGAUAUUGGCACUUUAAGGGAGAAACCCAAUAACCCGUUUGCUAAAGACUCUUCCCCUGUGGCUUCCUUGCCCACAAAAUCCUCAAAUAGUGGCUUAAAAGAAUAUAAUCCAUUUGACGAAGAGGAGGACUGUCAGCAAGCAAACGGAGUGGCUGUCAGUACUCCAAACCCCUUCGAAGAGGGUCUGGGAAAUUCACUUCACAUGGCUGUAGGUAAGGAAUCUGGGAAUCCAUUUAAGUCGUCCUCUCCCUCCACAAAUCCUUUUGAAGUUGAUGACAAUGAUGAUCAUAAUAAUGAAGUGUUGAGUGAAGACAUCAUAGAGGAGGAAUUACUUCUCCAGCAGAUAGACAAUAUCAAAGCUUACAUUUUUGAUGCCAAACACAGUGGACGGAUGGAUGAGGUAGAAGUGCUGACCGAGAAUUUAAAAGAACUGAAGCGCACAUUAGCAAAACAGAAGGAGAAAUCCAGCUGCUGAAUCAGUGGCUACAUCUACGCGCACACCUGGACAGUCCCUAAUUGGUCCCCGAGGCCAGGCAGAUGGGAUUAAA